Messenger RNA from Alternaria burnsii, 408 nucleotides. RefSeq lists its product as uncharacterized. The transcript is spliced from 3 exons. The record is from RefSeq and is a predicted model, not a curated record. Gene Ontology annotation, cellular component: cytoplasm; cytoplasmic dynein complex. Gene Ontology annotation, biological process: microtubule-based movement. Gene Ontology annotation, molecular function: dynein intermediate chain binding. Lineage: Eukaryota; Fungi; Ascomycota; Dothideomycetes; Pleosporales; Pleosporaceae. The coding region runs from base 1 to 408 and encodes 135 amino acids.
AUGGCUCAGAACGCUCCAGACGAGACACUUUCGCUACUCACUCGACUGAGCCAAAAGCCUGGCGUUCAGAGCACCCUGAUUCUGUCGCGCGAGAACGGCACCAUAAUACGCACUUCGGGCCUCAUAUCAAAUAGCUCGUCGGCGAAUCCAAACAGCACUCUACCGGCAUCCGGGGAAGCUGCAUCCGACAACUACUCGAACGGCAGGAAAGAAAGUGGGAUACACAGCGCUGAAGACGUUGCGAGCAUGGUCUGGUCAUUCUUGACAGCAGCAGGGAGCCUCGUAGACGAGCUGGACAAGGAUGAUGAGGUCAAGCUUCUCCGACUGCGGACAAAGAAGAACGAACUGGUCAUCGUGCCAGAUCCCAAGUUCAUUCUCGUCGCUAUUCACGAUACACCUCCAGCAUAG